Molecule: messenger RNA, 1871 nt
Organism: Acanthopagrus latus (yellowfin seabream)
Lineage: Eukaryota; Metazoa; Chordata; Actinopteri; Spariformes; Sparidae
Gene: eef1a1l3
Exons: 7
Coding region: 306-1673 (455 amino acids)
Biological process (GO): translation; translational elongation
Molecular function (GO): GTP binding; translation elongation factor activity; GTPase activity
Source: RefSeq, a predicted model, not a curated record
UUUGUUAGCUUCUCAGCCCUUUGUUGUCUUUAGGUUCAGGCUACUCCACUAUCCAACAGUAUCAAAAUAGCCUGCAAAGUUCAGCUCUUACCAGACAGACACGCAUCCUAAUUAAGGUCUAUCAAGCAACACACCUGUAUUCAAUUAGGUGCCCUGCCCUGGCCAAGUGGAGCUUAUAAAGCUGCUCCGUAGAGGCAGGCCAGAUUCAUUUGAUAGAAGAAUUUAGAAGAGAACAAGGUGAUUUUAUCCCAGAACCCUACAGUUUUGUGUGCUUGGUUAGCAAAAAAAAAAAAACACCUUGAACCAUGGGGAUGGAGAAGACUCACGUCAAUAUGGUGAUUAUCGGUCACGUCGACAGUGGAAAGUCGACCACCACCGGCCACCUGGUGUACAAAUGUGGUGGCAUCGAUCAGAGGAGGCUGGAGAAGUUUGAGAAAGCUGCAGCGCAGAUGGGGAAGAGUUCCUUCAAAUUUGCCUGGGUGUUGGACAAGCUGAAGGCUGAGCGGGAGCGAGGAAUCACCAUUGAUAUCUCACUGCUGAAAUUUAGCACUCAGAAGUACACCAUGACUAUAAUUGAUGCUCCGGGUCACCGUGACUUCAUCAAGAACAUGAUAACAGGAACGUCACAGGCAGAUGUUGCCCUCCUGGUGGUCUCUGCAGCUAAAGGAGAGUUUGAGGCCGGCGUGUCUAGAAGCGGUCAGACCAGAGAGCACGCCUUACUGGCGUACACUCUGGGCGUCAAGCAGAUCAUAGUCUGCGUGAACAAGAUGGACCUGACGGAGCCGCCUUACAGCCAGAAACGCUUUGACGAAGUGGUGCGAGGCGUGAGCGGCUUCCUCAAGAAGAUUGGCUACGACCCGGCGACCGUCCCCUUUGUUCCAAUCUCUGGCUGGACUGGGGAGAACAUGAUCACUGCAACACAGAAGAUGCCCUGGUUCCAAGGCUGGAAAGUCAGAAGACGGGAAGGGAAUGCAAGUGGCCGAACUCUGCUAGAAGUCCUGGACUCCAUUCAGCCACCUGUGCGCACCAUCAACAAGCCCCUGCGAUUACCUCUGCAGGAUGUCUACAAAAUUGGAGGAGUUGGGACCGUGCCAGUCGGUAAAAUUGAAACUGGCAUCCUCAAACCCGGCAUGACUCUGAUGUUCUCCCCUGCCAAGCUCACCGCCGAGGUGAAGUCCAUCGAGAUGCACCACCAGGGGCUGGAGACGGCUCUCCCAGGACACAAUGUUGGGUUCAACAUUAAGAACGUGGCUGUCAAGAACCUGCGGCGAGGGGAUGUGGCCGGCAACGCCCAGCAAGAUCCUCCAUCAGACGUCAGCAGCUUCGAGGCGCAGGUGAUCAUCCUGAACCACCCAGGGAAGGUCAAAGCAGGCUACUCUCCCGUCCUCGACUGCCACACUGCCCACGUGACCUGUCGCUUUGCUGAGCUGAAGGAGAAGCUCGACCGGCGAACAGGCAAGAAGCUGGCGGACCAGCCGCAGAUACUGAUGUCUGGAGACGCCGCGACAGUCAAGCUGGUUCCCAUCAAGCCCAUGUGUGUGGAGAGCUUCUUCACAUACCCUCCCUUAGGACGCUUCGCUGCGAGAGACCUGAAGCAGACGGUUGCUGUAGGCGUCAUCAAGUCAGUGGUGAAGGACCAAGGGUCAAAACUUAAAGCCCAAGUGUGUAAAUAAGUUUGUGUACCAGUAUUCUGGUAUGUCUCCUUUGUGAACAGUUUUAUUUUCUGAGAUGCAAUUUGUGUUUGACACAAAGUAUUUAUGUUGUCUUAAAGUAAAUAUUCCUGUGUUUAUUAAAUCCAAAAGAAGCUGUAAUGGACAAUGAAGUUUGGUUGAAGUGUGAACUGAGAAAAUAAAUGAUUAUUAUUUGGAGAA